GCCAUGGCCUUGACCGCCAAGCAACAGCUUUUCCUAGCUCUAGCGCUUGCUUUCCCUUUUUUCCAAGUAGCAAUAUGUGGAGAUCCAGAUAUCACCUCUGAUUUUUUGGUUCCAGCUGGAACUAAUGCUACUCAGUUGGAUGGACAGUUUUUCACCUAUACCGGCAUGAGGCCACUCAUUACCUCUGAUCCACCAACAACUUUCACAGCAACAAAAGCAACCAUGGCUGAAUUCCCUGCCCUUAAUGGACAAAGUGUUUCUUAUGCUGUGUUGCAGUACCCUGCGGGUUCAGUCAACCCUCCGCACACCCAUCCCCGAGCCGCGGAGCUUUUGUUUCUCACGUACGGGACCCUUGAAGUCGGGUUCGUUGACACUACUAACAAGCUCUUUACACAAAGACUUCAAGCUGGAGACAUGUUUGUGUUUCCCAAGGGAUUAGUCCACUAUCAGUUCAACUAUAAUGAGAAAGACUUUGCGAUUGCGAUUUCCGCCUUUGGUAGUGCAGCUGCUGGCACUGUCUCGGUCCCUUCUGCCGUGUUCACAACAGGCAUUGAUGAUGAGAUCUUGGCAAAGUCUUUCAAAACCGAUGAUGCCACGAUUCAAAAGCUCAAGGCAGGGCUUGCACCUAAUGCCUGA
Theobroma umbraticum is the source of this 636-nucleotide messenger RNA. RefSeq names its product germin-like protein 9-3. The record is from RefSeq and is a predicted model, not a curated record. Gene Ontology annotation, molecular function: manganese ion binding. Lineage: Eukaryota; Viridiplantae; Streptophyta; Magnoliopsida; Malvales; Malvaceae.